Messenger RNA from Cylindrotheca closterium, 1098 nucleotides. NCBI's taxonomy places the organism in Eukaryota, Bacillariophyta, Bacillariophyceae, Bacillariales, Bacillariaceae. The record is from the annotation of a GenBank genome assembly.
AUGGAGGACGGUGUUGCAGCAGGUAAAGGCAUUACGCUUAUUGCCAAAUGGGGAAAGGAACGUGUAGUUCUCGAGAACCUUGAUGGCGAAACCACGGUGGGAGCAGUCAAAGAUUUGUUGGCUCAACGAACAGGAGUCUUGUCCAAAAGACAAAAACUGAUCGGUCUCAAACCAAAGUCCUCCAAACUCAACGAUGGUGUGGUGUUGAAGGACCUGAAGGUGAAGAAUGCAAAUAAAAAAGCAGAUACGGACAAUGUUGUUUCACAUGAGUUCAUCAUGAUGGGGACAAAGGAGGAGAACAUAUUCGUUGAUCCGAACGAUAAAGACGAUUUACCAGACGUCGUGGACGAUUUUGAUUUGGACUUCAAUGCCGGCAGUUCUGAAUGGCUACAGCACGUUGCCAACGGAGACAACCUGAAAAAGUUUACCGAAUCGACCAUGAUCCAUGUAAUGAGUGAACCACGGCCGGGAAAGCCAUUGUUGGUAUUGGACCUGGAUCACACUUUACUCGACUUCAACAGCAAAGCGCUCCAACGUGAAUCUAGUACUCAGCAAGUUGGCACUGGUUCCGCUGUUAACAUGAAACGGCCGCACAUGGAUGACUUUCUCACUCGCGCAUACCGACACUACGAUUUAGUUGUGUGGUCACAAACGUCGUGGAGAUGGCUCGAAACAAAGCUGAUCGAGCUGGGAAUGUUGACACACCCUGGAUACCGAUUCUGUUUUGUCAUGGACAAGACAAGCAUGUUCAAAGUAACUUCGACGAAACGCAGUGGUGCACAAGUUGUGCAUUACGUCAAACCGCUUCAAAUCAUAUGGUCAAAGUUCCCUCAAUGGGGAAGUCACAACACUGCACAUGUUGAUGACUUGUCUCGAAACUUUGCGCUGAAUCUAGGCUGUGGGAUAAAAGUCACCGGAUUCUAUCGAAAAAGGAGCAAAGCUGGACGCGAUUCCGAGUUGCUGGGACUAGCAAAAUAUCUUGAGCAGUUAGCAGAAGCUAAUGUUAGUUUUGAAAAGGUGAAGUUUGGAGAAUGGAAAGAUGUGGUAACCGAAUCCAGAAGUCUAGUAAGAGAAGAUGACAGCAAAGAAGAAGAAUAA